Molecule: messenger RNA, 8780 nt
Organism: Candoia aspera
Lineage: Eukaryota; Metazoa; Chordata; Lepidosauria; Squamata; Candoiidae
Product: zinc finger protein 318-like
Exons: 10
Coding region: 73-7782 (2569 amino acids)
Biological process (GO): negative regulation of DNA-templated transcription; positive regulation of DNA-templated transcription
Cellular component (GO): nucleoplasm
Molecular function (GO): zinc ion binding; nucleic acid binding
Source: RefSeq, a predicted model, not a curated record
GAGAGAAUGACUAGCGCGAGAGCGAGCAAGGGGUGAGAGGCCUCGGGAGUCCUUUAUGCCGCCGCUCUCUGCAUGAUGUACCGUUCCGGUUGCGGCCGCUCGAGCAUGAUCUCCAGCCGGUCCAAAGAGAACAGUAGCUCGGGGUCCCGAUGUUCCCGGCCCGGUGCAGUAACCUCCGGGUCGACUCGAGGCCGUAGCCCGCGCCGCUCCCGUUCUCCGUCUCCGCGGGGCCGCCGUCACCGCUCGCCGUCCAGCAGUCGCUCUUCUCGUCGCUCGCCGUCCCCGCGUCGCAGUAGUAGGAGACGUUCCCCGGGUCAGCGCUCACAUUCCCCGGGCCGGCACUCACGUUCCCCAGGUCGGCGUUCUCCAAGUCGACACUCUGAAUCUUCAGUGGAACAAAAUUUGCGGAUCACUGUUGGCAAUGAUCGUUACGGUAUUGAUACACCUGAGAGAAAGAGGUUAUGUGAUAGACUGGGCUCACCGGUUGAUAGCCUGAGUGAUGUGGAUAGGGAUGAUUUGGCUGACGGUCCAAUAUUUAGCAGAAACCUUUUACGUCCUCGGAGCCUUGAGCGAUAUUCUUCUCGUGAGGAAAAUCAAUCUAGUCCUUUCAGUAUAAGACACGAUGAGGACUACCGCAAUAGGGAUGUUUUCCUUCACCAGACAGACUAUAGCAUGAACUAUGAGAAUAAACCAAGAGAAGCUGAUAGGGAUGGUGAACUACUUAGAAAAUCCUUAUAUUCAUUGGAUGAUAGAGGGCGAGAGCCAAAACGACCUCGCUAUGACAGAGAUGACAGAUUACUUGAUAUGAACAUAGAACCACAGGGUUUCUUGCCAGGAACACGAAAGUACCGUAAACGAAGUCUUAGUAGAAGUCCAAGUCCAACAUAUCUUGAUGAAGACUUUCGCGAACUUGAAAGUGCUAGAAGAAAAAGAAAAGAAGAGGAACUAAGCAGAAAUCUGAGUCAUGAACUGUCUGGUAGCAGCUAUGUGAUGACUGGCUCAACUAAUCCAAUGCAGUCUUCUGAACCUCGGUACCUUUAUAGACCUGAUGAGGCACCAGCAAUGCCCAAAAAAUCUAUCUUGAAGAAACGUGUGGAUGAUCAUUCUGUACAGCCUGCAGUCUUUUCUAGCAGUUCUUCCUCUAUUAAAGAGCCCCCACUUCUUUCAGAUCAUCCUUUGCCCCAGCGUAGUAGUGCUGCUCCUUUUUCAUUGGAAGUAGAGAAUUUCCUCAAACGGUUCAACAAAAAUGCAGUUGCAGAGUCUGCCAGUAAGGAAUCUCAAGGCAGUGAGCAUGACUGGGGACCAUUUUCUGGUCUACAACAAAACACAUUUCCUUUUGAACAGAACUCUGAAAAUUUUUUAAAGCAGAAAGAGCCUCAUGAGUCAACAUCAGAGUCUGUCGACCAGCAUGGUGACUUCCUGCUUCCUCAUGAAAGAGCCAGCCAGGAUGGAAGUGGCUUUUCACGCAUUCUGGGCAUUUUGGGGGUCAUGGCAGAUUCUACCAGUACGCAAGAAAAGAGAAGGCGCAGCUUUCCUGAUGACAUUGAGGAUGAAGAGAAAUUUCUUUAUGGUGAUGAUGAUGAUGAUGAUUGUAACAUCAGCUCUCCCUCUACUCAAAAACUAACAGUGAGUGAUGGGAAGGAAUCUGUAAACCAGAAAGUAAGUUCUCCACCUCCUCUUAGUUCAUCUAUAAAACCGGAAACAUCAAAUGAAUCCAGACCAGAGUAUGAGAAGAUUCAUAAUUUGCUUAAAACUAUUGGUCUUGACAUUGGGGUAGCUGAAAUAGGUAAGCUUGCUGCUCGUACCCAGGAACGUCUUCAUGGGAAAAAGUCAUCUCGUUCUCCCGAUCAUUAUUCAGUAGCUUCUUCCAAACCAGAAAUAUGGGAGAGGUGCCGCAAUCGGAGUGAAACUCAUUCUCCAGAAUCAAGCCAGAAGCAUGCGCUUUCACCUUCUGGUUCUUUCCCAUCAUCUAAAGUUAUGUCCUCUGUUACAAAAUCUGAGCACAAUCCAAGCAAAAUGUUAGGGCACAAUAAUCCUGCUGACACAGUCGAGCGGUCUGUUCCUCCAAUAUCUCUGAUUCCGUCAGCUCCACCAUCUCUUCCUAAUUUGUCACCCGCACCUACCUCUGUUUCGCAAUACAGAGUUUCACGCUUUUCACCUUUUCCUGCAACUCAGUUACCACAAAACUAUCCAUCUCCCACAAUGCCCCCUCCUGGCUAUGAUGCAUAUGGACACUAUAUGGCUUAUGCAGCUUCUGGCUGGCCCAUGUACGCUCAGCAGGCUGACCCUGGGCUUACAGAUGUACAUGGGCUUGUCACACUAACUGUGCCACCAAAUCCAACACGACCCAAUCUUAGAGUUAUUGAGACAGUUUCCACAGGCAAAGCGACACCUGAUAUCAAAAGAGAUGAAUCUGUCCUUGUGCAAAUCCCUACAGCAGCUCCAUAUUCGAAAUUACUUCCUCAGUACUCUCAACCUUCACUAAGAGGUUCCAAGGAAAGAAUAUCUGAUGAAAAAAAUCGAGCUUCUCGGAAACAAAAGGUAAUAGAGGAAAUGGAAAAGUUGAAAGCUGAACAAGAGACACGGCAAAAAAAACUACAUUACCUGAGAGCUGAGUUAAACAGACUUUCAAAACAACAAGGGGAAUUGCUGCGGAAGAAACGGAGGGAGAAGGAUGGACACAAAGACCCCUUGCUAAUAGAAGUCAACCGACUACAAGAGAACAUUGUGAAGGAAAUAGCUCAACUGAAGAUGAAUGCUGAUGCUGCAGAGAAGAAACAAUCUGAACUUGACAAGGUAGCCCAGAUCCUGGGGAUUAAUAUUUUUGAGAAAUCCCGGAAAUUAUCUUCAGAAAGUAAAGAUUCUUCAGAAAAAUACACAUCAGAAAAUCCAAAAAUUCAGGAGAAAACUUCUAACCCAGUCAAGGAAUCAAAAACUGACAAACCCAGGGGUAAGAGUCCAAAGCCUAUGGAAUCUUCUUCACAGCCACCCAAACAUCAAUUGCAAGGGACCAGUAUUUAUGACUACUAUGACACAGGGAACCAUUGGUGUAAAGAUUGCAAUACUACCUGUGGGACUAUGUUUGAUUUCUUCACACAUAUGCAUAAUAAGAAGCAUAGACAGACCCUGGAUCCAUAUAACAGACCCUGGGCAGCAAAGAUUCAAAUCGAAGCAAAGCAGGAAGUCACAAAACGAAUUGACAAAAUACCUGUUCCAGCCAAAGGUUCUGAAUUUCUUAUCCCAGUCACUGGAUAUUACUGCCAACUCUGCAGUGAAUUCUUUGGAGACCAGAUAUCAGCAGAACAACAUGUGAAAAGUCAUCCACAUAAUGAGAAAUAUAAGAAACAUGUGGAUGAGAAUCCGCUCUAUGAAGAAAGGCGGAAUCUGGAUCGUCAGGCAGGAUUAUCUGUGAUUCAGGAAACUGAACGCAGGCUGAAACGGAAACUGUGUGAAAAACAAAAAGAGGAGAAGGAUGAGAAGGCAACAAAAGUGGCAAAGAAAGAAGAACCCAAGAACACCAAAGAACUAGGAGAUGGGAAUAAUGAAUAUGAAAUUAGUAAAAGGAAAGAAAUUCCUAAUGGUGAAAAAUGUGGGAUUAAACUUAAAUUGAAGAAAGAUGACAAAGAAAUGGAGAAGAAGGAAGAGAGAAAAGAGGAAUCAGAAAAGGAGUCAAAACUGACAACUUUUGGAAAAUUCAGUUGGAGGAAGACAGAGAGAGAUGAAAAAAAUCAAGGGAAAGAUAUAGCUGUCUCCAAAGAAGAGAGCACCGAGGAAGGUAAAGAUAAAGAAAGUAAGUCACAAUCUGGAAAGCAAAAUUCAAAGCCCAUUGCAAUUAGGUUAUCUGGAAAAACCGUUAUUCCACAUACAAGCCCCUGGACACCAGUUGUUUCAACUUCAUCGCAAGCCAAAAUCCGCCCCAAUUUACCAGUCCCAGUGAUGGUUCUGAGGAAGACUGCAGUCUCAACAGUAAGCAAGCCAGCACCUCUAAAUACUUUUUUGUCUAUAAAGUCUUCUGGUGCCAUUGCCAAACCAUUGCCGGUUGUCAAAGAGGGAAAUCCAGAAAUUGUUUUGCCACCAGAUAUUAUAUCAAAAGCAUUUGGGGGAGAAGUAGUAGUUCUAAAGGGAUCACAGGAGAAUGUAAAGGUACCAGAGAAGGCAGAGGAAGGUGAGCAUGAAAGUGGGACAAAGGCCGCGGAACAUGCAAACGCAACUGUAAUGAAGGCACAGGAGCAGGCAGACGUAGUGGCAAAAGCCCAGGCAAAGGCACGGGAGCUGGCAGCAAUGGUAAAAGAACAAGAGGUCUCACGAAUGACAAAAGCAAAUGAGCAGUCUCUGACUUUUGAGAGACCCCAUCGGCGCCCUCCUCUACUACCACUACCCCCAGGACCACCAUUGUCACUACCUCUGCCACGGCCACCGCCAAUGUUGUUUGCCCCUCCACCCCCUCUGCCACCAAAACAAACGGUUAUCCUGGCAGAUGAUAUGGCACCUGGUGUAUCUGAGGAUGAUAAAAACAUACUGGCGAUGCCCAUGUGUCCUCGCCCCUUGCCACCUCCAACUGUUUUUGGGGAACAUGUUAAGAAAUUAGAGAAAAAGAACUCUUCUCUGGCUGCAGGUAAUGCUAAGGAUCUAUAUGACAUCUUUUACAACAGCAGUGGGAGGAAUCCAGCUGAGAGCAAGCUAGUGAAUUCUACUUCAGAUAAAGGAAAAUUGAAUCCAACUGAGAGGGAGAAAAAUACAGACCUACAGGUAAAUUCCAAGCCAAGUAGUAACCCAUUUUCAGAGGAAUCUCUCUGCAAUGUGUACACUUCUUCGGCUAGAACCCCAGAAACAGAGGAAGUAAAAGAUGAGAAAAUGAUGACAACUGAUGAAGAAAAUGUUGAAAUCAAAACUAAUGUUGAAGGGGAACUACAUAAAAUCUCCUUUUCAGAUAUACAGUCUACAUUGCCAGAAGCAAAUGAUCUAGCAAAAAGUCCAUUCCAUAAUGAGGAAGAAAUAGGAAUUCCUGCUCCAUCUGAAUUUAACAAGAAAUCACCAGAGCAUGAGGGAACUGAGUUAGCUGUGCAGAUAGAAGAAAUGAAACUUCUUCCUUUGGAUGGCUUUAAUGAGACAUCUGUUAGCCUUGAGACAACAGAACAUAAAAUUUCUGAUGAUCAGUCAAUUACACAAUUCUCAGAGAUCUCGAAUGAUCUUCCAGCAACUGCCUCUGAUUCUGUGCAGAAUGAGGUGGACAUAAACAUGAACACUUCUGUUUCAUCUGAAAUUAACAAGAGAUUAGAACUUGAAAAACCAGAAUUAACUAUGCAACUGACAGAAAACAAUGUUCCUCAUUUGAAAGACAGCAAGAAUCCAUCAGAGCUUGAAACAGCAGAUUGUAAAACUGAUAAUAGCAAAAUAGCCUUGCCUUUAUCUGACAACAACAGUAUACCUUUAGAAGAUCUUAGCAAGAAACUAUUUAAAUUUGAAAUAGAAAAAUUAUCACUCCAGCCGCCAGACAACAAUGAUCUCCUUUUCAGAGAUGAUAGCAAAAAUCCAUUGGAGAUUGGGAGAGAAGAAUUCAAAAUUUCUGAUGAUAAAGAAUUAGAAUGUAGUAUUGCUCCUUUAGGAGAUGUUAGCAAGAAGCUGGCAGGAUGUGAAUCUCUGCAUUCCACAUCCAUGUCAGAAAACAGUGCUCUUCCUCUGAAAACAUCUUCUAAGACUCUUCCAAAGUUUGAGACAGCAAUGUUUAAAUAUCCUGAUGAAGACAAAUUAGCUAUGCAUUUGUUGGAAGACAGUAUUGUUCCUAUAAAAGAGAUUAGCAAGGAGGCAUCAGGAUGUGAGAUCGCUGAGUUUAAAUCUGAUGAUAAAGACUUGGCAAUGCAGUUGCCAGAAGGGGGUUGUCUUAGGGAGUCGGGAGUAAUGAGAUACGCUAGUACCACAAGGACUGAAGACAUUAGUAAUAAAACACAAAAUCAACAGAAAAUGGAGGCUUAUGAUAACUCAAGCUUAGAAGAGAUUAAGAGUGAUUUGGAUGUGAAAGCAUACUUCUCAAAUUUAACUGAUAGAGAUGUAGAAAGAGAACAUUUGGAAUUAGCAGGACAUAAUUCUGCAGUUAGUCAAGGAGAUGAGUCUCCCUUAUUUGAAAUGCCAGUUGAAAACACUCUGGCAGAAGGAUCUGCUAUAACAGAAGAGAAACAGAUUUAUAACAGCUCUGAACAGGCAGCUUCUACAUGGGUUUCAGAUAUGUGUGUUCAGAGUCAGUUGCUUUGGCAGCCAAUAGAUUCAUCUUCAAAAGUGAAUGAGGAAAAUGCCCAGAUAGUAGCGCAAAAUGAAAGUUAUUCUAAAGAAUCAUCAGUUGAUCUAAAACUAGACACUAAAGAAUUUAAUAGAUUCAAGUCAGCAGUUAGUGGUAAAAGUCUUCAUCCUUCAAAGGUCCAGAAUUCAGAUUCAGAGCUAAGGCCUUUAAAUAAAGGUGAAUUAGACUCUUUCCUUACAAACAAUGAGCAAGAGGUUUUGAAUGGUUCUCAGUUAAAGGAUGGCGAGGAUAUCAGUGUAGUUAAUGUUCUAGAAUCUGGAGAGAUUACAAAUGAGUACUUUGUUAAUGUAACAACGAUAAGCACCACAGCAGGGAAACAUGAACAAAUAAAUCAAUUCUCAUUAAGCUGUGAAACCAAGGAACUCCAAGUAGAGAGAACAGAAGCUUUGGACAGUAUCUCUUCUACAAAUGAAAUUAAACCCAGUUAUGUGGAAUUCAUGUUUAUAAAACAUGAUACACAAAAAUCUUCUGUCUCUGAUACAGAAUUAAGCGGCACUGAAGAGAGAAGCUCUAUAGAAACAGAAAGUGCUAACUUUUCCAGUAUUCAGCCAGACACGGGCCAAGAAUCACUAGAUCCUCUUCCAACAGAAAUCAGUGUUGGGCAUCUUGGAGAGGUAGCCCUUUCCUUCGCCGACAUGAAUACUGAAGUAUUGAAUACCUCAGCAGCUGAUAAUUUUAACUUAAACAACACAUAUUCAGAACUUAGUUUUGAACAGUCUACCACCUUUUCUCUGGAUUUAGAAAAUGAAGGAAUCUCUCCAAAAUCUGAUGAAACAAAGCCUAUGCAUUCUCCCAGACUGAAACCAACUUUGGAAUUAGAAACCAUUGAUUUCACUCUGGGAAAUAUUAAAGCGGAAUGUGAAGGUGUGGGUAUUCUGCCAACUGAAAUUUUAAAUGAGGUUAAUACAGACAGUCCAAAGUUAGAAACAGUUGCACCUAUUUGUUUAGAGUCUAGCAAAACGAGUGAGACGGACACUGACCAACCAGUGGUUGAAUCCAAAAUAAUUAAUUUUGUUCCAUUUACCCCUGAUGAUCAAGAGGAGAAAUUUUGCUCAGUGGUUUCAGAUGCAGUUAUCCCACAUGUGGUGUCUUCUGCAUCAAAGGGUGACAUGGCAGAAGCAAGCAUGCCCCUUGUUCAAUUGCAGGAUAUGUCUUCUGUUUCCAAGCCCCAACACCUGUAUAUUAGCAAAGGAGGUACAUCUGAUAAGCUGUUGUGGAGUUGUGGAAAAAAUGUGCAAAGCCAAACUGUGACAUGCGUGGAAUCCAUCCUUCCGAAAUUAAAGGAAUCUGUAGAAGUGGGGGGUUCAGGUGACAGUGAAUUGUACAGUCUCAAGAAUCAGAUGCAGACAUCCAUAGAUAAACGAACAGAGACAGAGGAAGAAAAGAAUGAUCUUAAAUGUGAGGCUAAAAAUAAGUUGGCUUCAGAAGUAACUGACAAAUCUGCAGAGCACCUGGUAAGUUCAGACAAAAUUGUUCCAGAUGUUUAAGUAGCAAUUGUUGAGAUUUUGUAAAUAUUAUAUUUUAGCUUAAUGAGUUGAAAAUCUAGCUUGCAGUAGUCUUUGUCUAAAACCUAAACUUUUUUUGCCUAAAAUGUAGGCUGCAUUGUAUAUAUCUGAUUGUGUAAAAUAUUUCUUUUUCAGUCUUUGACUUUCACUUUCUAUUUCUAGCCAUUAAAAUGGAUUUCUCAUCCAUAGUAUGUGUUUCGGCUAUGGUUUGGGUUUUUUAUUAUCAUUGCUGUUAAACUGUGUGUGUACUUUUCGCAUUUUUCUUUGACUUUUUAUGGUUUCUGAUUUAUACAGCUUUUGUAAAUAACAUUCCAAGUGCAACACUGACAAGGUCAAGGACGUGUUCAGGACUUGAGAAAAACGAAGGCUCUUGCUGAACCGUUUAAGCAGAAAGUUUCUUUGAAACGUUAUGCAUGUUUCAUUGCACAAAAUGUAAAAUGCAUGAAGAGUGUUCUGCAUUUUUCAUGAUGCAGAAGAUUGUUCUGCAUUUUUUUACUUGUUAUUAUCUUGUUGAACUGCACCUGUAAUCAAGACUGUGAUGCCAUAUUGUAUAAAAUCCUGUGUGGAUGCCAUCUCACUGAGCAAAGAAGAAAUAUCUACCAACUCACUUUUGGAGAAAGAAACUAUUUGGUAAGGCUGUGGCCCAACAACUGGACUCUGCAUAUUGAGGUCACUUGCAUGAUUUAAAAUCACAUUUCCUUUUACUACAUUAUGGUAUAGUAACUGUUUGUGUUAAAUUGUUUAGCAGCUGCCUAACUCAGAAGAAAUGGAAGAUCUGAACUUUGCUCUCUGGAUUGGAUUCCCAUCAUAUAACCAGACAUUACAUGCCUGAAUGAACCCCUGAGCCACAAAAAUACUGUUGUGUGAAGGUUUUCACUUAUACAACUUGUCAAGAUACGCAGUAAUGUUUGCAUGGAUUUAUCUAAAAGGUUUUAUCUGUAAAUCUAAAAUAAACCCAUGAUGAUCUGCGACAUGAUAAA